AUGAUGGCCACGAAGGAGAAACAAGAAAGCGCUGUUAUUAACAAACAAACGUUCAAACAGCCAGGAGCAUCUUCAAAAAAGAAAACUAUCAAUGCAAUAAAAACUCCGAGAAUUGCACCAAAACUACUACCAUAUGUCCCACCCGACGCUCUUAUGUAUCAACUAUUCAACGCUAUUGAAUGCAAGGCGUGGUCAGAAGCAAAAACACUCUGCUAUGAGCUGGUUCUAUGUGAUCCGUGGAGAAAGAAUUAUCGUGAUCUUUACGAACGGAUUGAACGAGUUAUCAAAAUAAAAAAUGAACGUCGUCGUCCUCGACAGUAUAUCAAGAGAACCGUCACUGCCAAUAGUGAUAGCAGUGAACGAGUAACAACGAAUCGACGAUAA
This is a messenger RNA of Adineta ricciae, 384 nucleotides long. NCBI's taxonomy places the organism in Eukaryota, Metazoa, Rotifera, Eurotatoria, Adinetida, Adinetidae. The record is from the annotation of a GenBank genome assembly.